AUGGCAGAACUAGGACUGUCCACGGAAGGCACCCUAGAUGAACUAAGAAACAGACUAAGUAAAUUUGUCUUCGAUAACCCGCAACGGUUCACAAAUAGGACGGAAGACGAAGGGACGAGCCAAGAAACAGAAGUAUCAUAUAGAAACGACCCUGCAACGGUCGCAAAAACAAUUAACCACAUGCGUAAAUGGGGAUGUCAAUUCGACGGAAAGGAUCCAAUUUCUUUCCUAGAACGAAUUGAAGAAUUACGAAGUAGUUACGAAUAUACCGAUGAACAAAUGCUGCAGGGCUUACCGGAAUUACUGCGCGGAAGUACCUUGCAUUGGUACAGGAACAACAAGAAAGCGUGGAAAGAAUGGAAUGAUUCCAUGAACGCAUUUCGGGAACAUUAUUUUCCAUAUAGAUACAAGAACCAAUUAAAAGUAGAAGUACAGAAACGACUGCAGAAAGCAAACGAACCAUUUAGGCAUUACGCCACAGAACUGGCGACGCUCAUGAGAAGAGCAGGUGAAUUUUCAAGAAGAGAUCAAAUAGAACAAACGUACGAAAACAUGUCGCCAGACUUAAAGCUGCACUGA
Molecule: messenger RNA, 579 nt
Organism: Odontomachus brunneus
Lineage: Eukaryota; Metazoa; Arthropoda; Insecta; Hymenoptera; Formicidae
Product: activity-regulated cytoskeleton associated protein 2-like
Exons: 1
Coding region: 1-579 (192 amino acids)
Source: RefSeq, a predicted model, not a curated record